AUGACUCCAAUUAUUUCGGAUUAUUUCCCCCCCGUUCGACUUAAUCAAGUCGCAGGAAAAAGAUGCGGAACGAAUGCGUUUUAUCCAAAUUUGGAUUACAAGCAGCUUUAUAACGCAGUGACACAGCUGAUUGACAUUGUGCCGCAAAUACACAUCGGUCUACAAGCAUUCGGGAAAGCCUUGCUGCAAUGUCUUGCAUGCAUGCUGCCGUUUCUCGAUCACGACCUCAUCGACAAUUUACCGUACUUAACUGCCAGUACGAUAUCGAUAUUCCCUAUGGAGCUCCACGAAGAAAUUAUGAAUUAUCUCUGUUUUUACAUUUUACCGUUUACUAUACAGAGGCAGGACGAAAUUGGAAAUGAAAGUGCAGCUAGUCAAUCAGUCGCUGCUAUUAUAAUGACAGUCUUUCAAUAUUCCAAUAAUGCAGCGCAUCACUGUCAGUUGGUGGAGUGUCUGAUGGCCUUAAAACCGGGUGUUGUAAAGGAUAUACUUUGCGUUAUCGCUUACGGUACUGCACCAGCGAGAGCAUCAGCUGCAAAGUUGCUCUUUUACUAUUGGCCGUCGUUUAAUCCAAAUCUAUUCGAUCGUCGUGCAGUGCUGGUAAAAUUUGCCAAUGAUCUUAUACCAUUUGUGUGUCAGCGGGAUAAUUGCCCGAAUGCUGGCAACGCCGAAGCCGGUAAGGUUUGCUACGAUCAUCGUAUUUCCAUCACUUUCGCUGUCGAAUCUCCACCCCCUCUCUACCUUUGUAUCGAGUGCGCGAACGAGAUUUGUCGGGAGUAUCCGAAACAGAAGUUCAACGACAUUCUCCGUCCGAUGCAACCGGUGUCCAUGGUUUGCGAAAGUAAGAACUGCAAGGGAAUAAAGGACAAACAGAAGGAACCGAAGGAACAGAAGGAAGAGGACAGAUCGGCGUUCAGCAUUUGCUUCUCGUCCGAGUGCACGAGCUUCAACGGAAAUCAUCCGAUACGGUAUUGCCAAGCGUGUCACAAUCAUCGCCACGCGAAGAAGAAAAAGUACAACGAUCCCGACAAAGACAACGAUGGCAGUAAUCACAUUUAUCACACCGCACUCCCUCAUAUCUCGCAAUUGGACUCGCAAGCGCAAACUUACAUGGUUCAAGCGAUCGUCAGUUUGCUCCGAGAGGCCGAACCGAUAAGUAUCGAUAGUAAUCGGGACAUGAUGGAAAGUACGAGCAGUACUAACAAGAGUGUAGGAUAUCCAGGGAGUAGCGGUGGCGGCGGGUUUGGUAGCGCGUUCGGUGGUCACUACGACCCGAUGAGCCUGGAGGAACGACAGCUCCUCGGCAGAUACGGCGUGUGGCUGCUCGUGGGACUUUGUACCCCGAACAAGGAUACCCCGGUUGAAAUACUGGGCCGUUUGUUGUCAAUGUUAUUUCAUUGGUUUCAUGUCACUGCCUACUGUUUCGAUGGCCAAGCGGAAAGCGCGCUCGAGAAGCUGAAAACGGAGUAUGUUUGUACCUGGCUUUCGGAAGUUAUGAAAACUCAUUACGAAGUAUUCAUUUCCUGCCUUCUGCCGCAUCCUAUGGACUAUGUCAGAGUUGGAGGUCAUUGGUAAGGAUUUACUCUGCGUUCUAUGAACUAAAGUUUACUGAAAUUACGUAAUGUGGAUUGAGCAUAAAUGUAUAAUCUUGAGACUAAUUAAUUAAAUUAUACGCACAAAAAUUUUUAAUU
Molecule: messenger RNA, 1691 nt
Organism: Ooceraea biroi (clonal raider ant)
Lineage: Eukaryota; Metazoa; Arthropoda; Insecta; Hymenoptera; Formicidae
Product: protein unc-79 homolog
Molecular function (GO): protein binding
Source: RefSeq, a predicted model, not a curated record